CAGAGGGUAAAGAGUGUUAGGGAGGAUGAGUAGUGUAAAGAGGAUGAAGCUGGGCUCACAGGGCCUCGAGGUUUCAGCACAGGGACUUGGGUGCAUGGGCAUGUCCGCCUUCUACGGCCCUCCCAAGCCAGAACAAGACAUGAUCCCUCUCAUCCACCACGCCGUCAACAGCGGCAUCACCUUCCUCGACACCUCCGACGUCUACGGGCCCUUCACCAAUGAAAUCCUUCUCGGCAAGGCUCUCAAAGGAGGAGUGAGGGAGAAAGUUGAAUUGGCUACCAAAUUCGGGAUUAUAUACGAGGACAGGGUGCGUGACGCGCGCGGCGACCCGGCUUACGUGAGGGCGUGCUGCGAGGCGAGCUUGAAGAGGCUGGAGGUUGAUUGUAUUGAUCUCUAUUACCAGCAUCGCAUCGACACUCGCGUGCCCAUUGAAGUCACGGUGGGAGAACUGAAGAAAUUAGUUGAAGAGGGUAAGAUAAAGUACAUAGGUCUGUCUGAGGCCUCUGCUUCAACAAUCAGAAGAGCACAUGCAGUUCAUCCCAUAACAGCUGUGCAGUUGGAGUGGUCCUUGUGGUCAAGAGAUGUAGAGGAAGACAUAGUUCCAACUUGCAGAGAACUUGGCAUUGGGAUCGUUGCAUAUAGCCCUCUAGGACGUGGAUUCCUUUCUUCAGGGGCCAAGAUAGUUGAGAACUUAUCAGACAAUGACUCGAGAAAGUACUUUCCAAGGUUCCAGCCAGAGAAUCUCGAGCAUAAUAAAAUCCUUUAUGAGCGGGUUAGUGAAAUUGCGACAAGGAAGGGGUGCACUCCAUCACAACUAGCACUGGCCUGGGUCCAUCACCAGGGGGAUGAUGUGUGUCCCAUACCAGGAACUACCAAGAUUGAAAACCUCAACCAAAACAUAGGGGCUUUGUCCGUGAAACUAACUCCAGAAGAAAUGGCUGAACUAGAAUCCAUUGCUUCAGCAGAUGUGGUUAAGGGUGACAGAUACCAGACCACCACAUUUACCUGGAAGAACUCUGACACUCCACCCCUUGCUUCCUGGAAGGCUUGAAAGAGACAUGAUCGUAGCAGCACUAUAGUGAUAAACUCCUUAUUGCGCCUUGUAAACUCUAUGUAUUUGUGUUUUUUUAUGCUGAAAGCUAUGGGGUUCCUAGAGGAUGUUACUGCAUCAUAGGGUGAGUUUUGUGUGGGGCAGUGUGUUUGUGUUAUUUCCUGAGGAUCAGAAUACUAAAGUUUUAAUAAAAAGGAGUUGAAUAAAUUAGGAACUUGAA
This is a messenger RNA of Vitis riparia (riverbank grape), 1271 nucleotides long. RefSeq names its product probable aldo-keto reductase 2. The transcript is spliced from 5 exons. Lineage: Eukaryota; Viridiplantae; Streptophyta; Magnoliopsida; Vitales; Vitaceae. The coding region runs from base 26 to 1051 and encodes 341 amino acids. The record is from RefSeq and is a predicted model, not a curated record. Gene Ontology annotation, cellular component: cytoplasm.